UAACAGCGCUGAACAUGUCUGCCAAUCUAGUGUGUUGAAAAUCGCUAACAAAAAUGUUCUUACGUUGGUACUACAAAAAUCCACUUUAAGAAUUUUUUCCUUCUGUUUCAACGAAGAAUAAUUUAUUUUAUCUCCUAUUUAAUGCGUGACAAGUGAAGAAACAUGACAUCCAUUAUCAAGCUGACAGCCGUGUCAGGGGUUCAGGAGGAAUCCGCCCUGUGUUACCUGCUGCAGGUGGAUGAAUUUCGCAUCCUCCUGGACUGUGGAUGGGACGAGAACUUCUCAAUGGACAUUAUUGAUGCCAUGAAACGAUAUGUUCAUCAGGUUGAUGCGGUGCUGCUCUCCCACCCUGAUCCAAUUCAUUUGGGUGCCCUGCCCUAUGCUGUGGGCAAACUGGGUCUAAACUGUACAAUCUAUGCCACAAUUCCUGUCUACAAAAUGGGUCAGAUGUUCAUGUAUGAUUUAUAUCAGUCUCGAAACAACAGUGAGGAUUUCACACUUUUCACCCUUGAUGAUGUGGACAGUGCUUUUGAUAAAAUCCAGCAGUUGAAAUACUCUCAAAUUGUCAAUCUGAAAGGUAAGGGACAUGGUCUUUCGAUUACUCCUCUUCCAGCUGGACACAUGAUUGGAGGAACCAUUUGGAAAAUUGUCAAGGAUGGAGAGGAGGAAAUUGUGUAUGCUGUGGACUUUAAUCACAAGAGAGAAAUCCACCUCAACGGCUGCACAUUGGAGAGCAUUAGUCGUCCAUCUUUACUGAUAACUGAUUCUUUCAAUGCUACUUAUGUACAACCACGUCGCAAGCAAAGGGAUGAGCAGCUGCUUACCAAUGUAAUGGAGACCUUGCGGGGUGAUGGUAAUGUCCUUAUUUCUGUGGAUACGGCUGGGCGAGUACUGGAGCUGGCACAGCUCCUGGACCAGAUUUGGAGGACAAAGGAUGCUGGGCUUGGAGCUUACCCAUUAGCUCUGCUCAACAAUGUUAGCUACAAUGUGGUGGAAUUUUCCAAGUCUCAGGUGGAAUGGAUGAGUGACAAACUCAUGAGGUGUUUUGAGGACAAAAGAAAUAACCCCUUCCAGUUCAGACAUCUAACCCUGUGCCACAGUCUGGCAGACCUGGCCCGGGUCCCCAACCCUAAGGUUGUACUUUGCAGCCAGCCAGACCUUGAGUCUGGCUUCUCCAGAGAAUUAUUUAUCCAGAUGUGUGAAAAUACGAAAAAUUCCAUCAUCCUGACCUACCGCACCACACCUGGAACCUUGGCCCGCUACCUCAUCGACAAUCCUGGAGAAAAGAUGUUGGAUCUGGAGGUGAGGAAAAGAGUGAAGCUUGAAGGCAAGGAGCUGGAAGAUUAUCUUGAAAAGGAGAAAAUAAAGAAAGAAGCUGCUAAAAAACUUGUACAAGAACAACAGGUGGAUGUGGACUCAAGUGAUGAGAGCGACAUGGAUGAUGAUCUGGACCAGCCAGCUGCUGUAAAAACCAAGCACCAUGACUUGAUGAUGAAGAGUGAGGGGAGUCGUAAAGGCAGUUUCUUCAAACAAGCCAAGAAGUCUUAUCCAAUGUUCCCAGUGCACGAGGAGAGGAUCAAAUGGGACGAGUAUGGAGAAGUCAUCAGGAUGGAAGAUUUUCUGAUUCCUGAACUGCAAGCCACAGAGGAAGAGAAGAACAAACUGGAAUCCGGCUUGACAAAUGGAGAUGAACCCAUGGACCAAGAUCUGUCUGUUGUCCCCACCAAAUGCAUCUCAAGUGUGGAAAAUCUUGAAAUAAAAGCCAGGAUAACAUAUAUAGACUACGAAGGCCGCUCUGAUGGUGACUCCAUAAAGAAGAUUAUUAACCAGAUGAAACCCAGAAAGCUGGUAAUUGUUAAUGGGUCACCAGAAGCCAGUCAGGAUUUGGCUGAGUCCUGCAAGGCUUUCAGCAAGGACAUCAAAGUCUACACACCCAAACUGCAGGAAACCGUUGAUGCCACCAGUGAGACACACAUUUACCAGGUGCGUUUGAAAGACUCCUUGGUGAGCUCAUUGCAGUUCUGCAAGGCCAGAGACACAGAGCUGGCAUGGAUCGAUGGCGUGCUGGACAUGCGGGUAGCGAAGGUGGAUACUGGCGUGAUGGUGGAGGAGGGUGUUAAGGAAGAGGUGGAGGAAGGUGAAGUACCCAUGGAUGUCGCCCCCGAGCUUGGCGUUGACCACAAUGCCACGGCUGUAGCAGCUCAGCGCGCCAUGAAGAACCUGUUUGGAGAGGAUGAGAAGGAGCUAUCUGAUGAGAGUGAUGUCAUUCCAACACUGGAGCCGCUGCCUCCGAACGAGAUUUCAGGGCAUCAGUCCGUGUACAUCAACGAGCCUCGGCUGUCUGACUUCAAGCAGGUCCUUCUGAGGGAGGGCAUCCAGGCUGAAUUCGUUGGCGGAGUUCUGGUGUGCAACAACUUGGUGGCCGUGCGCAGGACGGAGCCCGGACGCAUCGGCCUAGAAGGCUGCCUGUGUGACGACUACUAUAAGAUCCGAGAGCUGCUGUAUCAGCAGUACGCUGUUGUAUAGAAGCUGCAGCAGGCCCGCUGAUGCAGAGCACUCCGAGGCAUUUCAGAGACUUUACAAGGACUUCUGUCAGAGGAGA
Messenger RNA from Nematolebias whitei (Rio pearlfish), 2602 nucleotides. RefSeq names its product cleavage and polyadenylation specific factor 2 (gene cpsf2). NCBI's taxonomy places the organism in Eukaryota, Metazoa, Chordata, Actinopteri, Cyprinodontiformes, Rivulidae. The transcript has 15 exons. The record is from RefSeq and is a predicted model, not a curated record. Bases 163 to 2526 code for a protein of 787 amino acids. Gene Ontology annotation, molecular function: RNA binding. Gene Ontology annotation, cellular component: mRNA cleavage and polyadenylation specificity factor complex. Gene Ontology annotation, biological process: mRNA 3'-end processing by stem-loop binding and cleavage.